This is a messenger RNA of Amaranthus tricolor (Joseph's coat), 2884 nucleotides long. RefSeq lists its product as uncharacterized. NCBI's taxonomy places the organism in Eukaryota, Viridiplantae, Streptophyta, Magnoliopsida, Caryophyllales, Amaranthaceae. The record is from RefSeq and is a predicted model, not a curated record. The transcript is spliced from 9 exons. Bases 372 to 2288 code for a protein of 638 amino acids. Gene Ontology annotation, molecular function: GTP binding.
GGGUUACGGUUAGGGUUUAGGGUUAGGGUUUAGGGUUAGGGUUAGGGUUAGGGUUCAGGGCUAUGACUUAUGAGGAGAAGAACGAUGUGAUUCAGUGUUUAGCGGUCCAGUAUUAUCUCCCUGCUCCACACCUUGAUUGUAGUACUGUUGUUGUUGGUUGAAUUGCUCAUCUAUGGAGUAUCACUUUACGUUUACGAGAUUUUUCAAGCUUUCUUAUGCUGCAAUAACUAUAAUUAUGGUGUAGUUUUUAUUUUAAUGGAGUCAUGUCACAACUUGCAACUUACAACUUACAACUUACGAGAUUCUGUUGAAACUUGCUAACUCUGGCUAAAACCCCAAAAGCUGUUGUAGUAUCAUUACAACAUUCUGUAAUGCCUAAUUCAUGGUUUCGUUCAGUUUUUAUUGCAAAAAGGAGGCAAUUUCGUUUGAGAUUUCUCUACCAAUCAACUUCUUUGGAUUUGGUUUAUUGUAAAAACGGUAUAUUGGUUGAUCACCAACUUUCAAAAUCCUAUUGCAAUGGAAGAAAUGUUCUAAAUUCAUCCACAAGCCCUCGUUCCUGCAAUUUUGGGUCAUCUAGAGGUUAUUGGGUAAUUGGAAGUGGCAGAAUUGGAGUGGGAGGCUGUUUUGGCUUAGGUAUUAGCUCACCUUUAAGCUAUAAAUACAUGGGUAUUGCCCGUUUUUCGGGUAUGCCGGAGCCUAGCAUAUGUGUAAUGGAAGAGUCUGAAGGGAAAACCAAAAGUUUAAGCCAUAAAUUGGUGGACUUUACACAGAUUGACAAGGAGUUGCUUCCUUCUGUAAUCAUUGUGGGACGGCCAAAUGUGGGUAAAUCUGCCCUCUAUAACCGUUUAAUUCGACGAAGAGAAGCACUUGUGUAUAAUACACCUGAUGAUCAUGUAACUCGUGAUAUACGGGAAGGAAUUGCAAAACUUGGUGAUUUACGAUUUCGAGUACUUGAUUCUGCUGGCUUAGAAGCAGCAGCUACCUCUGGUUCUAUCCUUGAACGAACGGCAGAUAUGACAGCGAAUGAAAUAUCUAGAUCUUCCGUUGCCCUCUUCUUGAUUGCUGCUAGAGAUGGCUUACAAACGAUGGACCUGCAAGUUGGGAAGUGGCUGCGUAAGCAUGCACCUGGAAUUAAUAUUAUUCUUGUGAUGAAUAAAUCUGAAUCGCUAGAUGAGUCAGAUGGUACAUUGGCGACGGCUGCUGGCGAAGCAUAUGGAUUAGGCUUUGGGGACCCUAUCGCUAUAUCUGCAGAGACUGGACAAGGAAUGGCCGAAUUGUAUAGUGCAUUGAAGCCCGUGCUAGAGAACCAUAUGCUCCAAGUUUUAAAUGAUGGUGCUACACAAGACAGUUGCUCUCCUGAGUCUGAAGAAUCUAAGCUGCCCCUACAGCUGGCAAUUGUUGGUCGGCCCAAUGUUGGAAAGUCGACCUUAUUGAAUACUUUAUUACAACAAGAGCGUGUUCUAGUGGGACCAGAAGCUGGUUUGACAAGAGAUUCUAUUCGAGCUCAGUUUCAGUAUGACAGGAGAACUGUGUAUUUGGUUGACACCGCUGGGUGGUUGGAGAGGACAAAAGAGAAAGGACCAGCUUCAUUGAGCAUUAUGCAGACAAGGAAAAAUCUUAUGCGGGCUCAUGUAGUUGCAUUGGUACUUGAUGGAGAAGAGGUUGCCAAGACCAGGAGGAGCUUGAAGCAUGGUGAAGUAGUUAUUGCUAGACAGGCCGUGGAAGAAGGACGUGGCUUGAUUGUGAUUGUGAACAAAGUGGAUCUUUUGAAAGGAAAACAGAAAUCCAAAUCAUACGAAGAUGUCAUCAAGGCUGUUCCUGAAGAGAUCCAGAAACUUAUACCUCAGGUGACUGGAAUACCAGUUAUAUUUGUUUCUGCACUGGAGGGAAAAGGUCGGAUAGCAGUCAUGCGUCAGGUUAUAGAGACUUACGAGAAAUGGUGUAUGCGACUAUCAACAGCUCGGCUUAAUCGUUGGCUGCAAAAGGUUAUGAGCAGGCACUCUUGGAAAGAUCAGGCUGCACAACCAAGGAUCAAGUACUUCACACAAGUUAAGGCUCGGCCACCAACAUUUGUUGCCUUUGUGAAGGGGAAAACUGAGUUAUCUGAUGCCGAAAUACGAUUUUUGACGAAAUCUUUGAAAGAAGACUUUGAUAUGGGUGGAAUCCCAAUUCGAAUAUUGCAACGGUCUCUAUCAAGACACGAUGCGACUUCCAAGAGCUCCUCUAUUAAGAGUAAUCAUAUAGGGAAACUGGUAGAAAGGGCAUCUUCCGAUAAACGGAGUAUUUAAAGAGGACGAGAUGAGGUUGUGAAUUCAACAUAAUCAUAUUUUUUUCGUCUUUCAUUCUUUCCCGUGCCAAUUGUGCCAAAAGCCCUUGUAUUGAAGAGGAGGUUCUAUGUUCUACUAGUCUUAUAUUGCUGUAUAUAUUUAUAUAUAACUUAAAUAAGGAACGGAGAUGAUUGCUACGAAUGGGCGUGAAAAGAACAAAAGUAGAGGAAGAUAAUCAUCGAAAGAGACACUCAAUUGGUAGUUGGUAAUUACGGCUUUGCGCUAUAAGUCUGAAGAAAUUUUCACUCUCGAGCUAUUAUUGAGGAUAUCAAAGCUAGGUUCUGAUUUUUUGACGCUAUUUCCUUUUGUUUUUGUGAAUGUAAAAGUGUGGCUCAUAGGUUAGCUCAUUACGGCUCGUCUAGUCUCUAUGAAGGCUUGGCUUGAUUGUAGUCCCGUUUAGAUCAUUGACAUUUUAAUUGCACAUUCAUUUUAUAGCCAAUAGUAGAUCUACUAAUUAUUUCAAUGCAUGGGUAUACAUGGUUGAAUAAUAGUAGGGAGUAGGGAGUAUGUAUUAUUUACAAAUUUUCUUUUAUUUAAAAACAUUUGUACGUAACAAA